UUGCAAAUUACUUUUCGAGCAACCUGAAUAGUUUUCUUAGCCGAAGAAACAGGUGGGAAGAUUUUUCUCCUCAGACAGUAAACAUCUUGUAGUCAGUGUUAUGGCGUCUAGGGAGGGAGUGUAUUUUUACCGAGGCUCACAACAAAUACCACUUCAGAAUUAACCUGUUUCGAAAUAUACUUGCCUGCCACAAAUGAUGAUGACUGUUUUGUUUUAUCGCUUUUACAGAAUCAUUUGGAAGCUAUAUACCAGGACGUCAUGUCUGGCCCAGCAUUCAACCGUGUUAUGAAAGAGCUAUCCAACUUGAUAAUGGUCUCAGACUAAUGGACAGUAAUAAAGAACUGGAUGGACAAGAAUUUUGAGCCUAAUGUUGAUCACGGAGACCAUGGAAAUGGUGAUCCGGAUGAAGAGUUUGACGAGAUGACAUUUGAAGAUUACAUUCCUUUUAAAGUGGAGGCUACAUAUGAUGAAGACAUUUCAGAACAGAAGGAUGACAGUACUGGUCAUGUAAAAGGAAAUGAAAUGGAAGCACAGGGAUAUUUUGUGCAGGAGAAUGCUGAGGGCAAGAAAGGGAGAAGUGGCGAACGCAACAGAUCUUUGCGGAGUAGAAGUCAUGCAGCAGCUCGUCAGCAAUUACUUACACUCAAGAAAGAUGAUGCAGCUGUGAGUAAUAUUCGCCGACAAGCACCACAACGAAGUGCCCAGAAAUUUCCUGCAGAAGAUGUAACUGACAAAACAAGACCAUAUGGGUGUCCUGAUUGUGGAAAGGCAUUUGUGUCUUCAUCAAAAUUAACCAUACAUAGAAGAAUACAUACUGGUGAAAAGCCCUAUGCAUGCAUAGAAUGUGGUAAAACAUUUGUGUCUUCCUCGCAGCUGAGCGUUCACUUCAAAACUCACACUGGUGAGAAACCAUAUAAAUGCAUAGAGUGCGGCAAGCGUUUUAUUUCAUCAUCCCAGUUAACAGUUCACAUACGUUCACAUACUGGUGAGAAACCAUUUCCUUGUAAGUUGUGUGGUAAAGCAUUUGUUUCAUCAUCCCACUUGACUGUCCAUAUGCGGAUCCAUACCGGUGAAGAACCAUUUUCUUGUGCACACUGUGGCCAGAAGUUUGCACGUUCCACAAGCUUGGUAGUACAUUUACGAAAGCACACAGGUGAAAAACCUUUUUCUUGUCAUGAAUGUGGGAAAACAUUUGUUACAUCAUCUCAUCUCACAGUCCACAGGAGAGUCCACACUGGAGAGAGACCAUUCUCGUGCGAACAAUGUGGAAAGGCAUUCUCUCAGUCGUCUCAACUAAAAUCUCAUUAUAGAAAACAUUCAGGUGAGAAACCUUUCAGCUGCAGCAUUUGUGGGAAACUAUUUGCCCAUUCAUCACAUCUAACAUCUCACAUUAGAGUGCAUUCAGGGGAAAGGCUUUUGUAUUGUCCUGUCUGCCAAAUGAAAUUCACAUCACAGUCUCACCUGGCACGUCAUCUUCCUUCUCAUUCCAGAGAUAGGCCAUUUAAAUGUGAAGUAUGUGGCAAGGGUUUCAAGCAUAAGUCUAAUAUGGCAAGGCAUGUUAUGAACCACUCAGUCCACACUGAUUCUUUAUGGCAAGGUUUGUUGCCAGUUACAGAGACAACCCAGGACAUUCAAAGUGACUGCGCACAUGUCAGUGAAUGUUCAGUGGACAGCUGAGUGCCACACGUGCAAAACAGUGUCUCAAACACACGGUAAUUUGUGCAGAACUGAUAUAUUCCAGCAUCACAGUUAGAAAGUAUCUGUCAGUAAUCAUUUGCUGUCAGUGACAUCAUAAAUAGCUUAGUGAAACUCUGAAAAAUAAAACUCAGUAACGAAGGUUUUAUUUGUCUCCAGGGCAUAAUGAGCAUUGUUUUCAGGUUUUGUUAUUUGUAAGUACCUGUGCCUUUGUGUAUCUGUUUGUAAUGUAUUCUGAAUGAUUUGUUACUCAAGAGUUGAACUUUGUGCACAAUGUAAAAAGUAUAAAAAUGAAUCCUUGAUUAAUUCCAGUUGAGAAGUGAAAAGAAGACUGUUAAAAAUAGAUGCAAUAAUAUGCUAUGGUAUUUAACUUGAGAUAAGUUUUGUGUUAUAAAUGUCAAAGAGCAUAUGUUUUUAUACAAUGUAACAUAUCAUUUGACUUUACAAACUGUAAGCAGUCAUGACUAUUCUUCUACUGACUGAUGUAUUACAUUUUCUGUAUCUAGUUUUAUGUGGCUGCUGCAGAUGUGGUAGGUGUUGGUGGGAGAGGUAGUAAGUCUCAAGUGUAUUGAGCUUCCUAUAGGCAUUUAUAUUGAAAUACAUAAUAAUUUGAGAGGGAAACUUGUAAUAAUGAUUUAGAGAAGUAAGAACUAUUUCAACGAGCUAGGUGAAAUUCUUAUGAACUAUUUGUGUGAAAAAUUUUGUUGUUUUGGAAUAAUGCUAUAUUAUUAUUAUUGAAGUUUUCUGUCACAAAAAAAUAUGCAAUUUUAAUGCGGAUCUGAUAGGAACAAAAUACCAGUUAUCUUCACAAUCACAUACAUUAUUAAUGUUUUGUAUGAGGAAUUUUCCAAAUUAGGCCAUAAAGACCGUUUCUUACAAACUAUAAAAUUCAAGUGGUGAAAUCUGACAAGGUUCUUAGAGAGAAUAUCUCUCUCUUAUAUAGUAGUAAAAUUAAAUAUAUGUUAUGAAUGGUGGUCCUUUUUAGGAACUGUUUGGUAGGAUGUAAUAGCACACAGAAGGUAGGUGUUGGGGAGGGGGAAUAAUGGAACAGGAGUGUGUUACUUUUAACACAGACAUAGCAUAUAACAGUCAAUAGCCAUAUAAAAUGCCCUGGGCCUCCUCACCUGAUGAAACAGAGAAAUUGCAGUGAUGGGAAGAAAGAACAGAGAGGAUAUACACAAAUCAAACAAAACAUUAAGAGAUAAAACAUUAAUUUUCUGGAGUAUGUUGUUAAAAACUGCCAGGUUGAAAUACAAAAUAAAAAGUUUGUAAAAAUUAAGAUUAGGUUAGGGGAAAUAGCAAUAAUAUUGGGAAAUGGUGGUUGGCCAGUACUUAUUAUCUCACAGGAAUGCUGAUGCUUUUCACUAGAAAAUAAUAGUGUACAGAGACUGGCAUUUCACUCAAAAAGCUCUAAUAAGAUAUAGUUGUAUAAAAAUGAAAAAGGGAACCUAUGACUAGUACAUGGAUGUGUGGCAUGGAGAGUGUUUACUAGCUAUUGAGCUACCACUCUUUUUAGUUUAAAUACCACUUUUACAGACACACCCAAGCACAUCCACCUACAGCUAUGAUGAAAUAGUUGCGUGUUGCUGCAACUGCAGGUGAAAGUCUUGGGUGUUGAAAGUGUGAACCAGAGAAGAGCAGUAGUCAAAAGCUGGAGGAAACGAAAUCUGUGCUGUUAAAUGCCUAUAUUCCAUGCAUUAAUCAGAUACAAAUGGAUAGCUGCCUUGCUUUAUUUUUGUUUGUUGUCUCCAUACUGAAAUUUUUGUCGUCAUAAUUUGACAUUUGAAUUUGUGCAAGAAUUUGAAGGUUUGUAAUAAUUGAUUUCUGUCAGGAUCCAUCAGAUGCUUUGUGGAAACAUCUUAAAUUACAGUCACCACAUAGAAUAGUAGGAAAAAAUGCGGUUGUAAUAAAAUAUUAUUAUUUUAUAUAUGUAAAAAAUCAGUGGGGAAGAAAAACUAUUGCAGUAAACAAGUACAUACCAAGUUUAAAUUGUAAUAGCUGGUAAAAUGAAGUGGGAAUUGUUACUCUGUACACAGACAUGUCAAAAAUGUGAACAUAACUUGGUCAAUGUGACUCAUGUUUUCCUGAUAUAUUAGUGAUGUACUGCAUUACAGAUAAAAAGAGAGCAAUAUAAGAGUUGUGACUUGUGAAGACUUUUUUAGGAUAUUCACUAGAAUCGUCAUUUCUCAGACAUUCAAAUGUUGUAGCAAUCAAUUUUCACACUAAAGAGUUAUAAUAAAAUUUUUGUUUUAUAAUGA
Molecule: messenger RNA, 3953 nt
Organism: Schistocerca cancellata (South American locust)
Lineage: Eukaryota; Metazoa; Arthropoda; Insecta; Orthoptera; Acrididae
Product: gastrula zinc finger protein XlCGF17.1-like
Exons: 6
Coding region: 346-1677 (443 amino acids)
Biological process (GO): regulation of transcription by RNA polymerase II
Molecular function (GO): DNA-binding transcription factor activity; RNA polymerase II cis-regulatory region sequence-specific DNA binding
Source: RefSeq, a predicted model, not a curated record